Molecule: messenger RNA, 12239 nt
Organism: Podarcis lilfordi (Lilford's wall lizard)
Lineage: Eukaryota; Metazoa; Chordata; Lepidosauria; Squamata; Lacertidae
Source: the annotation of a GenBank genome assembly
GGCGCUGCUACAGCUGGGAUUAAUUUUUGCACAUUUCCAACUUGGAAAGCGGCCAGCGUCGCGAGAAAUAAUGUUGGGUGUUGCCUGGCUGGAAAGUUGAGAGGUUCUCACGGUGAGGACUCCGUUUCUCGGAGUGGCUGCAACGUACGGACUACAAUUCCCAGAUCCAAAGGGGCGAGGAAGGGUUGCCCGUUCCAGGGGGCUUGGCGAGAUCUCCCAAGGCACGAGCGCCCGGCGCGGUAAAGGGAAUGCGAGGUAAAGCGGGAGGGAUGGAGACGCAGGUGGGCUGAGCAGGUGGAGGGAUGCAGGGAGGAGAGAGGCGGGAGGAGCGUCUAGGGACUGUCUGCUCGCCAUCAGUCGCAUGGAGCCGCUUACGUGUCUCUAAGAAAGAGGAAAUGCAGCGCCGGGAGUUGCGCGGGGGCAAACGAGGAUACAGAUUUGCCUACAAUUUGCAAGUGGCAAUUUAUGCCUAUAGAUGCAAAUUUAGAAAUAAUUGCUGUAAUUUAAACCAGGAAUAAAACGCAUCUCGCCAUAGCGGGGGGAGACUGGCCAGGUCAGCUGCCUGUCUGCUGUCUGGGGAUGGGCAAGUUCAAGCCAUCUCUACGCUGCUUUUGCUUCUGAUGGGGUUUGGUUGUUUUUUUUAACCUUUCAACUACAAUGGGACCAGGCAGCCCUUCAGCAGAGGGCUGUCCUUUGUAAAGUAGGGGGCACACACACACACACACAAUCACAAUCUGAACACUCUGGCAUGGGCAUGAAGAUGUAAUGCACUUACAUGCACUUUAUAAUUUUGCAUCUUUUUUAAUCCCCCUCGUUAUGGGGAAAGGAAAGGCGUUACGCAGUGUACUGAAGCAGCCAGGGUUGCUGGAUGAGUCUUUUGGAAUGAUCCUCUGAGGUGGCCAAUUCUCAUGCAACAGUGAACCCGUGUCCAAUCUUAUCAACCACCCCUUGUGGUACAGUAUCAGCCGAGAGGGUCCGCCUUCCUUAUGGCCUUCCUUAUAGCAAGUUUCGCAGCUGAGUGUAGAUUUGAACCUGGAUCUUUUCUUGUGUAUAAACUGCUCCCUGCACUUUACCAUCUUCCAGAUGCAGCUGAGCACCUGGCCUUAAAGCGUUUUUCCUGAAGGAGGUUCCUCUCAAGGUUUUCCCACUGCAUCCUCAGCCUGCAAAGGAUCACUGCUUGGAAUGACAGAUGUGUAGGAUUUUGGAGCAGAUGGGACCCAGGGACCAGCACUUUUUGCUCUUCCCCUUCUUGAUGCUCUUCCUUCUGCCUGGAUAUUUAGCAUUGCUGGACACUGAUGGAGGCUGGUGAGUAGGUACACAGUCAAAAAAUGGAUCAGUGAGAUCCAUAUAUAAUCCCUUCAUGCAUGAACUCACAUUUUGAAAGGUUCCCUUCCUCCUGUAUCACAUUUUUGCCUCAAUUUCAACCAAUGCCCUGUUUGUUUGUUUGUUUAAUUCGUUCAUUGUUGCACAGUCUCCUUUCCCUGCUUUAGGGCCGUGUCUUUAUUUGUUGUACUUUAAUUGUGAUCACUUUAGCAUGUUACUGUGUUAAUAGCCUUGAGAACUGUGAAAGCAGGACCUGUAGAAUAUAGAAACAAACAAAUGAGCUGGAGCUGGUUUUCAAGUGCUCAGGUCUGAUUCAUUCAGGGGGAGUCAGAGAGAGGGGAAGUGAGAAUAGGGGUGUCAGAGAAUAGGGGGUGUCGGAGGGGAAUGGGGAGUGUCGGGGAGAGAGAGAGAGAGAGAGAGAGAGAGAGAGAAUGCUCUGUCUCCACCCUUUGUUGGUUUGGCCUUGCCCCCACCCCAGCAUAAAGAGACCAGGACCCUGCAUUCAUCAUCUGAGGCCCUUCUUCAUGUGCCUCCUCCACAAGAGGUCUGGCAACACGAAAACUGGCCUUUUCUGCAGUGGCUCCCCAUUUGUGACUCCCCUCUCCCCAGGGAGGCUCACCUGGCGCCUUCAUUAUACAUCUUUAGGCAGCAGGUGAAAAUGUUCCUCUUCAACCAGGCCUUUGGCUGCUUAACACUCUGUGUCCUUUUAAAUAUGUUUGGGGGAGGGGAGGUUUUUGUUUUGUUUUGUUUCUUUUCUUGGUUUUUAUUACGUACUCUGUGGGGGGGGGGGCAGUUCUGUAUUUUUAUGCUGUGAACCAUCCUGAGAUCUUUGGGUGAAGGGUGGCACACACAAUUUUUUUAAAAAAAUAUAUAUAUAUAAAUCUAAUAAUAAUAACAUGCUGCCCCCAGAAAGAUUACCCUUGAGAGAAUGAGGCCCUCAGCUGUAAAAAGGCUCCUCACCCCUGCUAUAAAUGGAUAUGAAAAAUAUCCUGUAUUUUAAGGACUGCCUUUCUCCACUCCUUCUCCCCUCAGGUUGACAAGCAGCCACUCUGCGUUAUUGGAAGAAGACAGCUGUACCAUUGAGAGGAGGGAUGCCACGCUAACCUACUCCCAGUUCAUUGAACAGUAAGUGGCAGGGGUGCAGAUCUGAAGGCGCAAACCAUCCCCCGACCCAAGCUAGUUCGUUAAGAAAAUCCCCAAACUCGGUUCCAUGGGUGACCCUGGGUCAUCUCUCUGCGGUAGCUUUUCUUAAAGUUUUAAGUGUCUAUACGCUUAUUGCAUUUAUAAAUUUUAAAUUUAUUGUUGUACAUUGUUUUAAAUGUUUGUUUUCCUUCUGGGAUUUUACCCCCAAGUGUGUUUUAUAAGCUGAUCUCCAACCGUAAUAAAUUAUCUUUCUAUCUUCUGAGUGGCAGGGACGUUUUUUCUGCUUACCUGUUUUUGUCAUCAUCAGAGGGCGGGGGGGGGUCCACAUUCUUGGAAAAGGAGGGAGGGAGAGGUCUGUGAGAUUAUCAUCUUCAUUAUACCUGCACCUUCCUUCGAAGGAGCCAGGGCAGCAAACGUAUCAAUAGAUAAUUAAAAAAAGAAAAGAAACAGUGCAAAACAACCUUCUAAAAAGAAGUCUAUAACUCCUAAAAGCAAUCACCUAUUCUUAGACUAAUAAUUUCAAGGUUGCCAGGGCAAAAACCUUAAAAUGCCUGGCUAUCCAGGCUUGGAGGGUUUCCAUCCUUUUCCACAUAUACACAAGGUUAUCACAGGUGACCUUUUUGCUGUUUAUGAGCAGCACAGUCCUCUGCAUGCCUACUCAGAAGUAAGACCCACCGAGUUACCCACAUGAUACCCUGCUCUAUUCCAUGGGCAGCAUCUGAGGUGCCACAGGCUCCCUGUUCCUAUUAUAAAUAUAGUGUUGAAUCUUAGGGAACUUCCAGAAUGAUGUGUUGGCUGAGCAUUCGCCCUGAUUUGUUUGCCGGGAGAUUAGAGGAUGUUGGCUAUUUAAUUAGCAUUCGUUCUGAUCUGUUUGGUGAUAAGCCAGAUAAGCAAAUGUUAUCCCAUACUUUCCAGUACAUUUCCUCAUCACUUUGCUUAUCUCAAAAAGACUGAACUUCCUCAGGUCUGUUCCACAAGACCUCCCAAUCAGCUAUAUCUGCUCAACACGAAUUUGCAUGCAAUUGAUUGAAUUCCAGCCAGGAAUAAGGACAGGCGUGUCUUUGUUGUCGUUAUGGUGCCUCUUCAAAAUCUUCCUUUUUCUCCUUGGAAGUGGAGGUUCUCAUCCCCAUCUGCAUCUGUACAUAGGAAGCUACUUUAUAUCUAGUCAGUUUCCUUGGUUCAUCCAGCUCCAUAUUGUCUACACUGGCUGGCAGUGGCUCUGCUGGGUUUCAAGCAGGGGGCAUUUCUAGCCCUCCCUGGAGAUGCCAGUGGGAUUCACCCUGUGACGUCUUGCAUGCAAGGCCUUCCCAUUUGACAUCAAAAUGUUUUAAUACAGUGGUACCUCGGGUUACAUACGCUUCAGGUUACAGACACUUCAGGUUACAGACUCCACUAACCCAGAAAUAGUACCUCGGGUUAAGAACUUUGCUUCAGGAUGAGAACAGAAAUCAUGCUCCGGUGCCGUAGCAGCAGCAGGAGGCCCCAUUAGCUAAAGUGGUGCUUCAGGUUAAGAACAGUUUCAGGUUAAGAACAGAACUCUGGAACGAAUGAAGUACUUAACCCAAGGUACCACUGUAUAUGCAAUUGUUUUUUUAAAUGUAAGAUUGUUGGAACUGUGUUUUUAUUGUUAAAUCGCUUUGAGAUGUUUUAUAGGCAGUGAUGCAUAAAUGAAACUAAAUCAAGAGCUGCCUGUUAUAUACAACAGUGGCUGACAUUGGUGUCUCAGAUUUCAGUGGCACCUGUGCAGUGCCAAAAUCUGGCAAGCCACCCCCCCCAUCUCUUGCCUUCUGUUGGAUGUCAUAAUUGCGGCGCCCCCUGCAGCACCCCAGAAGCUCUGCACCCAGUGAGAUCGUACUGGUCACUUUCCCCUAGAUCUGCCUUUGCAUACAACAGCUGUACCUGUCUUAUUUGCUUCUUAGGUAUGCCUUCUCUCGGCCAGUUAUACUCCAAGGAAUAACAGACAACUCGGUGAGUGUCUCCACAACUGCACAUUCAGGUUAAACAUUAGAAAGAAGACUUGGUGCUGGCCCAAUUUCAUAAGCUGGAUCUCCAGGGUCUCAGGCAUGUGUCUCUCCCAGUCCUGCACCCGGAGAUCCCCAGGGAUUGAACCUAAGAUCUUCUGCAUGCAAAGCAAACAGAUGCUCUGCUACUGAGCUGUGGCCCUUUCCUUUAGGAACACAGGAAGCUGCCUUAUUAUGUCAAAGUAGAUCAUCGGUCCAUCUAGCUCAGCACUGUCAAUGGGAUCUUUCGAGAUUCCUUCCAACUCUGAUUCUACUCUUAUCUCCUUCUAUUACCUACAGGAGUUCCAGGCCCAAUGUACCAAGGACAAGCUGUUGACCAGGUUUGGGGACCGCCCUGUCCGUCUUAGCACCGCCAACACCUAUUCUUACCGCAAAGGUGAGGGCAGGGUGGCCAAGAUGCUUUCUGGAAGGAACCAGAGUGGGCUGGGCUUGAGCCUGCAGAAGGCCAGUUGCUCCACUGUGAAUGGAAAAUGGUCAGUAGUUCAUAGGUGGGGAACCUGUGGCUCUCUAGAUGUUGUUGGACUGCCAAGUCCCAUCAUCCCCAGCCAGCAGGGCCAGUGUUUAGAGGUGAGAGUCUCCUCCAUCUCUGGUCUCAUGCCAAGUAGGACACCUCUUUGAGGGAGAUGCAUGCCCAUUGGCUGCAUUCAGCAUCACUGACUUCCUUUUUGCAGUUGACCUGCCCUUCCAGGAGUAUGUGGAUCAAUUGCUGGAGCCGCAGGACCAGACCUCUUUGGGGAGUGGUGAGUAGGGCUUCCCGCAACACCAGAACUCGGGACCAGCCGAUGAAGCUGAACGCUGGAAGAUUUGGGACAGAUGAAAAGAAGGACUUGCUCAUGCAGUGCCUAGUGAAACUAUGGAACUUGUCCCCAUAGGAGGCAGUGAGGGCCAGCAACUUGGAUGGCUUUAAAAGAGGACUGGGCAGAUUCCCAAUGGCUACUAGCCAUGGUGGCUCAGCUCUGCCUCCACUUUUAGAGGCAGUAAUGCUUCUGAAUACCAGUUGCUGGAAAUUUCAGGAGGGGAGAGGGCUCUGGGGUGUUCACAUAGGCAACAGGUUGGCCACUGUGAGACGAGGAUGCUGAACUAGAUAGGUCAUUGGUCUGAUCCAGCAAGCUCUUCCUAUGGUCUUUGGUACUGUUUUGUUCUUGGAGGCUAAGGGGAGAAUAUAGGGACAUCUCAGAUGUCACAGGAGAGUUGGAGCAGCCUCCUUGCUCUGCCUUAGCCUCCUUCAGCUAAUACUGCCCCUCAAUGAAUCCUAGCUGCCCUGUCUGUCUGCUGCCUUUAGUUUUUCCUGAUGCUACACAAACCUGUUUUGCACCCAAUCCAGCCACCUUGCCCAUGCCCUGACUUUUCCCUUGCCAACCACAGGAUUAAUAGAUGCUAUCCUACUCUAGAAUUGCUUCCCCUGCUUUUUAACACCUGCCUCAGGAGCUGAGCUUGGCCUCCAUCCUGCCAUGCAGUCCCUGGUGGGUCGUAUUCAGGGGCCAAUUCCUUGCUUCCCCCCCUCUCCUCCCUGCACAACUGGCAGUGCCACCUUUUUGCUGUUGAGACAGCCAGGCUCCACUUGCUGCUGGCGCAACAGGAAGGCUAAGCUUCUCUUCUCAGCCCAGCUCUUUGUUCAAGGGACUGAACAUGUCCUACCGUCAUGAAAAUCCAACAGUUUGCUUUCGGAACGGGACACAAAAUUGAUUACAGGAUGUUUUUUCUGUUAAGUAAAGGUCUACGGUUGUGCUCUCUCUCCUCCUUGCAGAAACACUCUACUUCUUUGGGGACAACAACUUCACGGAGUGGGGCCCUCUCUUCCAGAAGUAUACCCCGCCACCCUUCCGGAUCCCAGGCACCACUGGAGCCUACAGUUUUGGGAUUGCAGGUCAGUCUCUGGGGCAUCAAAGGGAUGGAAAGGCAGCCGGCACUUGGGAAUUGUUAUCCAAUGUGUGCUUUGAAGGGGCCUGAUCCUCACCCCGAGCCUACUCAUGUAGAUAUUUUGCCCCAAUUGCUCUGUUUAUUUUUAUUUUAUUUAUACGCCACUUUUCUUCUAAGGAGGUCAAGGUGGCAUACAUCUUUCUCCUCCCUCUCCAUUUUCUCCUCACAACAACCCUGUGAGGUAGGCUAGGCCGAGAAGCAGUGCCUGGCCCAAGCUCACCAGGUUUCAUGGCUGAGUGGGGAUUUGAACCCUGGCCUCCCGGCUCCUAGUCCAACACUCUAACCACUACAUCACACUGCCUCUCAGGCUCUAUAGGGGUUUUCAUUUCUGUGAAUUUCAGCUGGUUUCAAGGCAGACCCCAGGCCUUCACCCUCGAUUUAUUUCUUUAGCGGUCUUCCAUAGGGAUAGGGAAACUCAGACCUUGGGGCCGAAUGUGGCCCUCCAACACUCUCUGUCUGGCCCUUGGGACUCUUUCCAGGUCAUGCCCCUUCCCUCCAGGCCAUUCCUCUCACCGACGCUACUUUGCACUCUCCCUGAAUUUUUUUGCCUGGCUGUGGAAUGUGUCCUUGAAGGCUUCUUGCUUGCUUUUCUUUUAAUGGUCAUGGGAUUCCGGGCAUAGCCUUUCUGAGGGAAAAGUGCCAGUGAAUUGGUUAUCUUGCCACCUGGGCAGAGAGACGGCUGCAGGAUUGCUCAAGGUCAUAGUGGUGCAGCAAAACUCAGCAGCUGCAGCUGUGUAGCCCUAACAGUGGGUACACUCUCCAGUGCUGGAAAGUGCUUGGCUAAAGGAGAAAUCUACCCUCCUAUAUCGAAACCUUAUGGUGUGAAGAAGAAAACAAGAACAAAACAUCCAAGUCUGGUAAUGGCAGCAGAGAGAACCUGAAGCAGCAGCAAGAUUAUUCCCAUGGCAUUUGCUGCCAUCAGCCUUCCUCUGAGACAAGGGAAUGGUCUGAACACCUGGAUCCUACUCAGCCCAGGUUGGAGGCAAGUCCUUGAGUUUCGUAGUGGAAGAAAAGCAAGAUAUGUAGCUCUUACAUUUACAGUGUAGUGUUCUCCACCCCCACCCCCAUUUUGUCGUCACAACUCCAGGAGGCAGAUCUUUUAAUGUUGUGUUUUAAUUGCUGUAACCCGACCUGGGACUGUAGGGAGAUGGGCAGGUAAUGAAUUAACUAAUAAUAUCAGUAAACGGACUGAAAGCCAGUGGCUGGCGCAAGGCCAGUCAGCAAACUUCAUGGUGGAGCAUGGAUUUGAACCCAUGUCUCCAAGGCCCUAAUGCAACACUCCAAUCGCUGCACCACACUGUCAAUCAGAAAUCUAGUCUAUAAGCAGCCCAGCCAUUUGGUACCGUGAAUCAGCCUGCAUAACUCAGUUGGUUAGAGCAUGGUGCUGAUAAUGCCAAGGUUGCAAGUUUGAUCCCCGUAAGGGACAGGUGCAUAUUCCUGCAUUACGGGGAGUUGGACUAGAUCAGAGCUUUCCAAACUGUGUGUCGUGACAUGUUAGUGCAGGUAUAGGCAAACUCCGGCCCUCCAGAUGUUUGGGACUACAAUUCCCAUCAUCCCUGACCCCUGGUCCUGUUAGCUAGGGGUGAUGGGAAUUGUAGUCCCAAACAUCUGGAGGGCCAGAGUUUGCCAAUGCCUGUGUUAAGUGUGUCGGCUGCAGUGUGUGACACGAGUGCUCCCUGCGCUCCUUCCAGGACUGGGAAGGAGUUAGUUUAACCUCUGGUUUGCUAGUACAGGUGUCUAAAAAGUGUGUCGCCAACAUGAAAAGUUUGGAAAGCUCUGGACUAGAUGAUCCUCAGGGUCCCUUCCAAGUCUACAAUUCUGUGAUCUAUGUCUUGAUGGUAAUGCUCCUUGAAAAGAAAUGCUAAUUUCCUCCCUUUUUUUUUCCCCUUCUGUGGUCGUUUGCAGGCCCCGGCUCGGGAGUCCCGUUCCAUUGGCACGGCCCAGGUUACUCGGAGGUGAUCUUCGGCAGGAAAGUAAGUGCUUCGGCUGGAGCAAUGAGAGGGGCUGUGAUCGCCCACCUUUGCAUGCAGGUGGUCAGCCUGCACCUGCUAGGUGGUCUUGUUUGAGACAUCAGCCAUGGGUGGGGUGGGGUGGGGGGCUAAACUGGACUGGAUGCUCUUCAAGAGCCUGUUCACCCACCAUCUGGGAGGCCACAGGUUCCCCAUCCCUUUUACUGUUCCUACCAGCUAAGCCCUUCCCUCUGUCUCCGUAGCGCUGGUUUCUGUAUCCUCCAGAGAAAAUGCCAGAGUUCCAUCCCAACAGAACAACACUGUCUUGGUUGUUGGAUACAUACCCCUUUCUGCUGUCGUGGGAGAAGCCGCUCGAGUGCACCAUCCACCCCGGAGAGGUGAGUCACGGCUGUGGCCCCAUUUCCAAAGUUCCAGCCCUUGCCUACAUUACUGUAGAGCCAAGUCAAACUGUUGGUCCAUCUUGCUCAGUGUUGCCUGCAUUGACUCGCCAUGUUUCUCCAGAAUUUCAGGCAGAAAUCCUGGCUGGUGCAUAUCUACACAAAUUGCUGCACUCUAGGGUGGCGCUGUGGGUUAAACCAGAGCCUAGGACUUGCCAAUCAGAAGGUUGGCGGUUCGAAUCCCCACAACAGGGUGAGCUCCCGUUGCUCAGUCCCUGCUCCUGCCAACCUAGCAGUUCGAAAGCACGUCAAAGUGCAAGUAGAUAAAUAGGUACCGCUCCAGCAGGAAGGUAAAUAGCGUUUCCAUGCACUGCUCUGGUUCACCAGAAGCGGCUUAGUCAUGCUGGCCACAUGAUCCGGAAGCUGUAUGCCGGCUCCCUCGGCCAAUAAAGCGAGAUGAGCACCGGAACCUCAGAGUCGGUCAUGACUGGACCUAAUGGUCAGGGGUCCCUUUACCUUUACCUAGCCUGCCACAAGCUUGUGUGGCAUCUCUGGUCAGGUGUCAUGGGCCCACUGCUGUCACCUGCUCUGAAAUUGGCUCUGCAGCCUCGGAAGGUUGACCUGGAUUGUUCUUUAGGAGAUCUGCUUCAUGUCGGACUGCUUGCUUAGCUUCCACUUUUGCUUCCUUUAAGUCUCCAGUGUUCCUUCAUUGCAAGGAAGCUAAACAUGAUAGCACAAUCCCCUGAAACCUCUCACAGGAGGGGUGUGUAACAAUAGGGACUUUAGCAAGGCAUGGUGUUGCCAGGCCCCAUUAGUCCUUGCUUUGUUCUCUCCCUCUCCUCUGCCUUCCCUAUAGGUCCUGUACUUCCCAGACCGAUGGUGGCAUGCUACCUUGAAUCUGGACACCAGCGUUUUCAUCUCCACAUUCCUGGGUUAGCAGAUCUGCAUGGUGGCUCCUCCUUGGCCUUCUUGCCACUACUCCUGUGAUGGUGUACGAAGAAGCAGGAUUUGUCGACAACAUUUGGGGAAUCUGGGGCUAGUGAUGGUGGAGCCACCCCAGUCUCUCACUGGAUCAUAGCACAGAAUUAAGGAGAAGGCAGGUGGUGGUCUGCUAGUGGACUUCCCAAUGUUUUGGACUACAACUCCCAUGAUCCCUGCCCACUGACAAUGCUGGCUAGGGCUGAUGGGAGUCAUGAUCCCCUCCAGAUGUUUGGACAAUGUCACCUACCCCUCGUCUGAAAGAUGACUUGCUAUAGCCUUUUCUAAUCUGGAACCUACUAGACCGCAACUUCCAUUAGCCUUGACCACUGGUUCUGUAGGCUGGGUCUGAUGUGGGGCGUUGUAGUCCAACAUAAUCUGGGGAGCCAUGGGUUUCCCCAUUCCUGGGUAAAAAAUGGACAAGAUGAUGAUGAAUCAGAAAUUUCCAGUGACCACCCUUUGUAAUAGGCAGGUCCUCUAAUUAUAGCCUUACAUUCCAGGAAGGAAAUGUGACUUCCGAAUGACUUAAGAGUUGAAAAUUUGAGAGUCCUCAGAUGAAGUUAAAUAGGCUGUUUGCAUGUAGUCACCUGUGAUAAACAACAGUAGGGUACUCUUUACAGCUGGAUGCCCAUUUAUUUUUUAAAUAAGCCCUAUUCCUAUCCGGUUUAGCUGGUGCAAAAAAAUUAAGCUGGUGAUGUUGUUUCUCUUUCUUUCCCACCAGCUGGGCCUCUGCUAAGAAAAGCUUCACUGGUGAAUUUCUGCAUAUCAGGCUGAUGUUAGGGGAGUAGGGCUCACCCACAAAUGCAAGGUUUGGGGAAAUUCGAGUUUUUACAGAUCUUCUUUGUACCACAAAAAUGUGACCUAUUCCAAGUUUUCCCCGUUGAUUCCUCUCGUCUUCGCUUCCUGCCAUGAAGCCCCAGUUCCAUUUUUUGUUUGUCAUUCAUCAUCUCUGGCAGGGAACCUCUGGCCCUCCAGUUGUUCAUGGGCCUCCCGUCUGCAUUGCCGAUGGUCUGGGAUGAUGAGAGAGCUCCAACUCAGCAAUACCUGGAGGGCCACAGGUUUCACACUUCUGUCCAAGGCAAUCAGGGAUCACAUCCAAUGCACUUGCAGAGGUGUAACUCAGGGGUGAGGGGUCUUGUGCCCUCCAGCUGCUACUGAGACUCCUCCAGCUCCAUCAGUUCCAGCCAACAUGGUAAGCAGUCAAAGAUGAUGAAAGUUCUAGCCAAAUGACAGCUGGAGGGCCAUGCAUUCCCCAAGCUGCAAUUUAGUGCUUUGUGGACAGAUGCUGCCUAAAUGGUUUUUCCAGCCACAUGAGACUUUCCAGAAACACGUUUGCCUCUGACGUUCACUAGUUUGCGAUAAAGGCAGACUCAGCCCUGCUUCUGAUGCCAAAUUGGAUUUGCAGCUUUAGGUCACUCACAUGCGUUCAUAGGAACAUGGGAAGCUGUUGUCAGGCUGUGUGCCCAACCAGCCCAGGAUUGUUGAGUGAUUGGCAGCAACUCUUCAUCAGUCAGAUAAGAGCCUUUCCCAUCAGCCCUUUUAACUGAAGGUGGCUGCCAUGGAGUUCCUACAUGGCUUCUCAGCUUGAGCAUGGUGCUCAUCAAGUGAUAAACUGCAGGACCAAAAGGGCCUCCGCCGUUCCAACAAGGCAGUUUAUAUCAGGGGUUGUGAACCUGUGGCUAGCCAGCUACCGUUGGACUCCCAACUCCUAGCAGCCCCAGCCAACAUAGCCAAUGGUGAGGGGUGAUGGGAGAUGGAGCCCAACAAAAUCUAGAGGGCCGCAAGUUCCCCAGAUGUGCUUUACCCCUCUUCAGAUUAAAUUAGAUCUGCUAACACCAUUUUGCUUCUCAAAGUUUUACCUUUUUAUAAAAAAGAAAAAGGGUUUUGUUUUGCAAAGUUCUUGGAACAAAGGCAGCAAGUGGAACAUUUGCCAGCAGAGUGCCCCUAUUUUACAGAGAACAGCUGGGCUACAUGUGUGUGCUUGUAUGGGGAAAAUCUCAGCAAUAGAGAUUGAGAGCCUUCACUGUCUGCAUUUGCUGGAUGGUCCUUGUUGUUCAUGCUGACCUCCUAGGAAUAACAGUGGAGGGAUGGGCAGGGAGUGGAUGGGACCAAUUUCCAAAGAAGUGCUUUUGAAAGUUGAGUCUGGGGUCACGCUCAACUGUUUUUUCUUUGCAAGCGAUACAAAACAAAUGCAAUUGUUUCUUGAAAGCAGUCAACUUCGUUUUUGGAUUUAAAAUAUGUUUCAAAAACCUGAACUGCUUGUAAAGUGGUCUUCAUGUAGUUUUAUUUUGGGGGGUGGGAUGGGGGAAGGAUAUAAAUGGGGAAAUACAUUAAAAACAAGAGAGGCUGCACUGCUAAGGUUUGUGUGGGCGUUUUAAAGGAAUGCUUUCUCCUUAAUUCUGAUUUCCAAGUAUAUAGUAAACAGGCUGUGAUUGCUGGAGGUAAAGCUUUCUAGACGGGCAGUUCUUUUAAUAAUGCAGAAUUGCAUGCGCUUUUUUUGCAGCAGG